This is a messenger RNA of Symbiodinium pilosum, 508 nucleotides long. NCBI's taxonomy places the organism in Eukaryota, Dinophyceae, Suessiales, Symbiodiniaceae. The record is from the annotation of a GenBank genome assembly.
GCCCCGGCCGCAACCGGCGACUGAAACACCGAAAUCCUCGCCGCUGAAGCGGAAACCUUCGGCUGCAAACCUGAGGACACCCAGUGCUCCGCAACCUUCGGAUAAAGGAGCUGCAAAGAUCCCAGCUCCAAAGCCCACUCCCGCGCCCAGCAGCGCCCCCCCAGCGGCGGAGGCUCUUUCUCCAGUGGCGCGACUCUGGCAAAAGCUGCUUUGUUUGGAUGUGGAGAAGCGUAAGCAGGCCAUCAACUCUCUUCCUGCGGAGGCGAAGGAGAAGUUGAAACACCAUCUUCAGGCGCAGAAAGAGGCGCGCCAGAAGGAGGAAGCGUCGACCUCCAGCGAAGGAGGCGAUGGCUCCAGCUCAUCCAGCAGCUCUUCCAGCAGCUCCGAGAGCGAAGAUGCCGGCGAUACUGCUCCCGGCGGCGUACCAGCGCGCCAUUCAGCUCGAAGCAAGCCCAUGCGAGUCUAUACGGCAGAGCAGGAGGCAGAUUGGGUCCUUCAUAUAAGUUGA